AUGCUACUAAUUGACAAUGCGCCAGGUCAUCCUCCCGCAACUCUAAUUAAUUUCGAUCCACGUGUGGAAGUUGUAUUUUUGCCACCAAACACUACCAGCAUGCUUCAACCAAUGGACCAGGGAGUCAUUAAAACAUUUAAAGCUUACUACACAAGGCGGUCAUUUGCACAUCUACAUGAAGCUAUGAGACAAAACAAUGAGCUUUCUGUUAAAGACUUUUGGAAGCAAUUCAAUGUUUUAGAUGCUGUAAGAAUUAUUGGACAAUCUUGGAAUGAGGUUUCACAAAAAACUCUCAAUGGUGUCUGGAAAAAACUGUGUCCAUUUUUUUUCACCUCUGAAACCCAAGGAGAAACCAUUUCAGAUCCUGAACAAAUCGAUAGCAUAAUAGAAGAAGUGGUCGAUAUCGGCAAGCAAUUAAAUUUAGAGGUCGAUAAUGAUGACGUUCAAGAAUUGCUAGAUUCACACAAUCAAGAGCUAACAAUUGACGACGUUAUAGAAAUGCGUAAGUAUGAGCAAGAUAUUGACCAAACUGAUUCGCUAGACCCAGUUGAAUCGGUAAAUCAAAUGACAAUUGCAAACUUAACAGAAGGGCUCAAUUCAAUUGAAAAGGGGUUACAAAUUUUAGAAAAAAUUGAUUCUAAUGAAGAACGCAUUUCUACUACAAAACGAGGGAUAAAAAAAUUACUGGUAUGCUACGAGGAAAUUUUACGUGAAAAGAAGACAAAUUUAACUCGUCAGGCAACACUGUUAGAAUAUAUGAAGCCUUCGACAUCAAAAUAA
This is a messenger RNA of Zeugodacus cucurbitae (melon fly), 780 nucleotides long. Its product is annotated as tigger transposable element-derived protein 1-like. Lineage: Eukaryota; Metazoa; Arthropoda; Insecta; Diptera; Tephritidae. The transcript has a single exon. Gene Ontology annotation, molecular function: DNA binding. The record is from RefSeq and is a predicted model, not a curated record. Bases 1 to 780 code for a protein of 259 amino acids. Gene Ontology annotation, cellular component: nucleus.